AGUACGUGGCAUACCAAUUGGAACCAUAAAGUUGACUAUAAAAAAUAUUUUCCAGCAUGGCAUAUUGGGCGGGAUCUUUCCCUCCACAUAAUAGACUUCAUCUGCAACGUGAAGAGAUUGCGAGGCUUAAACCCAAAGAACUUCUGCGGAGCCGAUAUCUACAACGGCAUUAUGAUCCGUUACGUCAAGGCUUCGCUGACAUACCGAGCCAAUCGAAGGAUUCUGUGGUGAUCGAUUUCAACUAUUAUCGCGUCGACAAUGCUUCCACCCCGAGGCUAAACGAAGACAUCUGGGAAGAAAUCGAGCAAAUGGCAUUCUUCAAGUAUGGCGUGCGGCCACAUUGGGCGAAGAGUAGGAAUCUUGGGUUCUUGGGAGUGCAGAGUAAUUACCCAAACUUCAACAAAUUCAUUGCGGAGAAGAAACAAUUGGACCCGCAAGGCAUAUUCUCUAGCAAAUGGUCGGAUCAGAUACUGUUGGGAAGCAAAGCUAUUGAUAAAGGCAACGGGUGUGCACUAGAAGGACAGUGCAUUUGCUCGGAGGACAAACAUUGCAAUCCGAGAACAAGGUACCUCUGUAAAGAAGGUCUUGUUUACAAGGAAGCCAGAAUCUGUGGAUAUUCGUCAUCCUCCAUUGUGUAACGAUUCUAUGACACCACCGAACUCCAUCUCGCCACCAAGAACAGCCCCAAAACAGAGUGGCUCAAGGUUAGCCAAACCCAAAAACAAAAAAGAAGAAGCCGUCCAUAAUUUUGAGGGAAUUCAGUUGCAAUGGAAGUAUGUCUGCAUAGAGCCUUUGAAGAUCUUGUAGGGAGAAAGGCAGGCUGUUGGGCGGAGAAGUUCCAAGGA
Molecule: messenger RNA, 845 nt
Organism: Rubroshorea leprosula
Lineage: Eukaryota; Viridiplantae; Streptophyta; Magnoliopsida; Malvales; Dipterocarpaceae
Source: the annotation of a GenBank genome assembly